AUGGCACUACCUUCCCGCGAAGAUAUCGAAUUCAAGACCCUCAGCGGCAUCACGUUGCGCGGCUGGCUGUACCCAGCCGCGAAGCGCGGACCUGCAAUCAUCCUUUCAGCAGGAUUCAACAUGCCUAAGGAUGUAGUCGUACCUGAUAUUGCCGAAUGGUAUCAAAAACGUGGGUUCACAGCACUCAUCUUUGACACAUUCGGCAUUGGCGCUAGCGACGGUGAGCCCAGACAUGAGAGCGACAUGCAAAGGCGGAUUGACGACUUCAUCGACUCGGUCACAUGGCUUUCCCAGCAGCCUCUCGUAGAUCCGAAAAAGAUUGCGGUUUGGGGUCUUUGUUUUGACGGCAACAUCAUGCUCGCGACCGCGGCCCACGACCGGCGGAUCGCCGCCGUCGUAGCGGUCGCUCCCAUGAUCGAUGUCACUGGGGACCCAGAACGCAGGGAAGCCAUCUUCGAACUUGGGCUAGAAGACCGCGCUGCCCAGCUAGCUGGUGAGGAGCCCAUGUACCUGCCCUUAGUCGAUGAGGAUGGCAAUACGCCGCUCGGUCAAUUUUUGGGCAACUUCUUCACGACAAUGGACAGCAUGAAGAUGCCCAUUGAAAACCGUGUCACGGUCCAUACCUACAUGCGAUGCCUUACUUGGAACAUCCUGCACCUUUUGCCAAAGAUCAGCCCAACACCAGUCAUUAUGGUGACGCCUGAGCUAGACCAGGUUUUCCCCGCGGAGAGGCAGAAGGAGGCGUUUGACAUGCUGCGUGAGCCGAAGGAACAUCAUCUCAUUGUUGGGAAGAACCACUUUGAUUGGAUGUUUGGGGAUAUGGAUGCUGUGUUUGACAAGCACCUUAACUUUUUAAAGAAGCACCUGUCGCUUUGA
Messenger RNA from Penicillium subrubescens, 876 nucleotides. RefSeq names its product alpha/beta hydrolase. The transcript has 3 exons. The record is from RefSeq and is a predicted model, not a curated record. NCBI's taxonomy places the organism in Eukaryota, Fungi, Ascomycota, Eurotiomycetes, Eurotiales, Aspergillaceae. The coding region runs from base 1 to 876 and encodes 291 amino acids. Gene Ontology annotation, molecular function: hydrolase activity.